CUCGCGCGAGAGCGGCCCGCGCGGCGCAUCCGGUGACGUGUGCGGGCGGCGCGCGGGCGGCGCGAUGCGGGUGAAGGUGCUGAGCCGCAACCCCGAUGACUACGUGCGGGAGACCAAGCUGGACCUGCAGCGCGUUCCAAGGAACUACGACCCUGUAUUGCAUCCAUUUGAGGUUGCACGAGAAUACGUAAGAGCUCUGAAUGCCACAAAGCUAGAACGUGUGUUUGCAAAACCCUUUCUUAGUUCACUUGAUGGCCACAGAGAUGGAGUUAAUUGCAUGGCCAAACAUCCAAAAAGUUUGUCUACUGUGCUGUCUGGAGCUUGUGAUGGAGAGGUUAAAAUUUGGAACUUGACCCAACGAAAGUGUAUCCGCACUAUACAAGCCCAUGAAGGCUUUGUUCGAGGCAUGUGUGCCCGUUUCUGUGGUACAUCGUUCUUCACUGUUGGUGAUGACAAAACCGUGAAGCAAUGGAAAAUGGAGAGCCCAGAAUAUGGAGAAGAAGAAGAACCUAUACAUACAAUUCUUGGAAAGACAGUGUAUACAGGAAUUGAUCACCACUGGAAGGAGCCUGUUUUUGCUACCUGUGGCCAUCAGGUGGACAUUUGGGAUGAACAAAGGACAAGCCCCAAAUGUUCUCUGACUUGGGGUUUUGAUAGCAUAAGCAGUGUAAAAUUUAAUCCCAUUGAGACUUACCUUUUGGGAAGCUGUGCUUCUGACAGAAAUAUUGUGCUAUAUGAUAUGAGAAAAUCAACUCCAUUAAAGAAGGUUAUCUUGAACAUGAGGACAAAUACACUGUGUUGGAACCCUAUGGAAGCAUUCAUUUUUACUGCAGCAAAUGAAGAUUACAACUUAUAUACUUUUGAUAUGCGCUUUCUUGAAUCACCUGUAAUGGUGCAUAUGGAUCACGUGUCUGCUGUUCUUGAUGUGGAUUAUUCACCCACUGGGAAAGAAUUUGUGUCUGCCAGCUUUGAUAAGUCCAUCCGCAUUUUUCCUGUAGACAAAGGUCACAGCAGGGAGGUUUAUCAUACCAAACGAAUGCAGCACGUCAUCACUGUAAAAUGGACUUCAGAUAACAAGUACAUUCUGUGUGGCUCAGAUGAGAUGAAUAUUCGCCUGUGGAAAGCUAAUGCUUCUGAAAAGCUGGGAGUGCUUGCACCCCGAGAGAAGGCAGCUAUGAAUUACAACCAGAAGCUGAAGGAGAAGUUCCAGUUUCACCCCCAGAUCCGGCGCAUCGCUCGGCACCGACACUUGCCCAAGAGCAUUUAUUGCCAGAUCAAGGAGCAGCGCAUCAUGAAGGAGGCUCGGCGGCGCAAGGAAAUGAAUCGUCGUAAGCACAGCAAGCCGGGAUCUGUGCCAUUUGUGCCAGAGAGGAAGAAGCAUAUUGUGGCAGUAGUGAAAUAAUUGUUUUCAAAUGUACAAAAAGCCACAAUGAAUGAAAAAUGUCACUAUUAAAAGAAUACACUGUAGAAAAUUUGAUGGACUUUGGUAAGACAGCAUGUGGUUUCAGAAACAUGACUUUUCUUCCAAGUUUGUUCAUCCCCUGACUUCUGUUUUGAGUAGCUAUGAGAAUUUCCCCUGUAAUCUUUUAUUGCAAUUUGUUGAUGUUACUGGCUGAACACUGGAUAUUGCAGCGGUGUUUGACCCUUUUGAUACAAGCAGAUAACUUGGUGGAGAAUAUCUGCAAUUCCAGUUCUAUUCCUUGGUACUGUUACUACAGAAAGACAAAACAGAUUAAUACUUGUCAAAGCAAAAAAACCUGCUUCAUACAGAGUUACAAAAAUUAUUGUCCUUAUGCUGUCCUUUUUAAAAAUUUUUAUUUGAACAAAUUUAAUAAAGUGAGCUUAAGCAAUGGACUAGAUUUUGAUUAUUUCAACUGAUUAUUCAAAAUGUCUACAUUAUGCUUAUUACAGUCCGGCGUGUUAUUUUUCUUUUAUCCAGAAAGAAAUUCAACAGGAUUUUCAGACAUCUGUAAACAUUAAUAAUUUUGCUCAGUUUUUUUAACUGUUUUUAUGCAACUUUACCAAACCUCAGACCGUUAAGUUGCUAAUACUGCUAAUUACUUAGUUGAAUAUUUUUUUCUCUUUAAGACUUGGAAAAUCUGGAUGAAAAAUCACAUAAAUUUUAUAAACCACAGAAAUCCCUUUGGAUGAGUUUUAUUAUAAGCUUUCUAUUUUACAUUUAUAGAAGAAAAAUGGAAGUUUCAUACUUUACAAGGUAUCUGUAGCCCAAAGUUCCUUUACAGUUUGCCUGGGAAACACCCUAUUUCUCUUUCAGUGCAACAAACAGCCUUUUACUGAAGUUACCAAGGUGAUGAGAAAACUGUACUGUAAUUAAACUAGGCUGUCUAGACUAAGGAGAGAUAUGAGAUAUGUAAUAACUGUAAUGUUGCUUAACAUAAUUUGUACAAAAAGUUCUUUUUAAGUCUUAACACUACAGUGUGUAAUGACACUCCCAUUGCCCUGAGCUUAUGCGUUAAAAAAAAAAAAAAAUGUACUCAAUUAGAGUAAACGUAAUACUUUUUUUUUUUUUAAAUCUGGAAAUUGAGUGCUUGCCUUCAUACAGUAUCCUGCUUAAUAUAUCUGCUGACACUAAUCCCUCUGCAUUUCUGGUUCUUACUCUUUAACUUGUCUCUUGCAGUACUGUUUGGGCAAGAUUCCUGAAUCAUCAUGGCAAAAUUAUGACUCUUUGGUGAUAAGAGUCUAUAAUGUAUCUUUGACUCUCUGGAUCACUUACCUUUAUGGCAUGAUGCAGGAAGAGAAGCAGAUCUGAAGAGCUAUAAGUAGGAUGAUGAGAAGAAGUGGAACAGAUCAGGAAAUAGGCUGAUGCUGGCUGUGUGCCUGUUGUACAAAUACGGUGCACUCUGUGCCAAAUACAGUUUAUUUUCUUCCUGAAAUACUGAAAAAAAUUGAGCAAGAAUAUGCAGUCCAAAAUGUGGCUUGUGACACAGCUGUAGUCAAGUCUUGCACGAUUUGCAAAACCAGACUAAUCUCCUGAAAUGUGAUUAAAAAUUUUCAGCCUUGUCAGUUUUGCAAGAGUUGAAGCUGUUGAUUAUUGAUUUGUUGAGUCAUGGUAACCUCUGGUGUGAACAAGUCCUGCUGCUUGGAAUUUAUUAGCUUUGGUACAGAUCUCUGAAUGUAAAGAGAGCUUUCAGUUGUGAAGUUGCUUAGGUUGUGGUGUGGUAUUGGUGUGGAGCAAUGGGUGUGAGCCAUGUCCAAAGGAUUUCCUCGUGUUCUAACACCUUUAUAAACUGUUGUUUUCGGAGAGAAUCCAAGUGGUGCAGCUCAAAAGGAUCAGGGCUGGCUAAAAAUUGCUAGAAAUAUUGUAACUAUGCUGGAAAAAGGCAUUUUAAUGUUAGGAGGGUACUCAGAGGCUGUGCAUUUGGUUAUGAAUUCCUUUUCCAAAAUCUUUAGGUAUAGUUGUACACAGAGAUUCAUCUUGGCAUCAAGUGGGGCACCCUCUUAGCAUUCCAGGAAAAAGUCUGUUUUCAAAAGUCAAGUCUUGCUGUGACUUCUAGAAACAUGCAAGGUGUAAAAUCAUUGUAGCUCUGAACUGGGGCUUUCUACUUGGGAAAAAAAAAAAUCAGACAUUUGGAAUUUUGCAGGUAGUGGCUGCAAUCUGUCAAUUCACAGGAUUUGUACAUUGUUGGGCUAGCUGCUGUUGAUUUAUCCCUUUUGGAAACCCUUACAGUUUGUCUCUGAUGCUUUUUGUGGUCAUCCACCUGAAGUACAUAAUGCCACAGCACUCAAAAACAUUUAUUUAAAUGUAGUAGUUGCCGGGUGGUAGCUGUGCUUGCAAGAAGUACUCAUGUAAGUCUGUUACAGGCCAUUGCUGAAAUGGUUUAGAAAUUAAAAUAAAGGAGUUGGAGCCAUCAGCUCCAUCAAAUAAAAAUCAGUUUUUAUUUGGCAGGGUUUUUUAUUAUUUUUUUCCCCUCAGUGAUUUGAGAUGUGUAAUCGGACCUCAUCUUAAUUACCUUAAUGGAGUUACCUAGAUUUAUCAAAAUGAUUAUAUGUAAAAUGACUGUGCAUAUCUGCAUGUGUGUGUACCCGAGUGUAUGCAGAAUAAAAUCCUUAGUACCACA
Messenger RNA from Lonchura striata (white-rumped munia), 4079 nucleotides. It is a transcript of the gene DCAF13, whose product is annotated as DDB1 and CUL4 associated factor 13. Gene Ontology annotation, biological process: maturation of SSU-rRNA from tricistronic rRNA transcript (SSU-rRNA, 5.8S rRNA, LSU-rRNA). Gene Ontology annotation, molecular function: protein binding. Lineage: Eukaryota; Metazoa; Chordata; Aves; Passeriformes; Estrildidae. The record is from RefSeq and is a predicted model, not a curated record. Gene Ontology annotation, cellular component: small-subunit processome; nucleolus.